AUGACGGAUAGGGCGAGGGAGGUUCUCGACAUGCUUCUUGGGCCGGACAGAGAUGUUUACGAUCCCAGCAGGACGUCUUCAGCGAGGACGAAUGUGUGCACAUACAUGCUUGUCUCGUUCUGUCCAUUUGAGCUGUUCAGAAAUACCAGAAGGAGUAUUGGAAGGUGUAAAUACAGCAACCACGAGGAAUACUACAAGGCCGAGUACAAUAGAAGCGGAAGAGAGAGACAUGAAGAAUACGAGUGGGAGUUUCUCCGGUUGCUUGUCGAGAUUGUUUUACGUGUCCAGGAUGAGAUCCGAGAAUGCGGUGCAGAGGAGGUGGCAGACAUUUCCUUGCUUGGAAAAAUCAAGGAGAAAGAAGAAGCAUUCAAUAGGAUGUACCAGAGCAUAGAGAGGCUUGGGAUGGAAGGAAAUGUGGAAGAGGCAUGGCACAUCUUCAAUGAGUGUGAAAAGGCAAAGGAGGAGCUGGAGAAGAUGAAGGAGGCAUACUAUGUGAAGAAUAGUGGUGCAGGGAUGGGGAAGUGUAGCAUAUGCGGGGUCAACCUAAUUCUAAGCGACACAAAUGUGAAAAUUAACAGGCAUCUGGGGGGAAAGCUUCAUAGAGGAUACCUUCAGGUUAGGAGUAAGCUAGGGGAGCUUUUGGAGAAGUUCGGGAUCUCCAGCGUGGCAGAGAUAUUUCCAGAGGGCUUUUCGUUCAAGUAUUUGAGAAGGUAG
Molecule: messenger RNA, 714 nt
Organism: Encephalitozoon hellem ATCC 50504
Lineage: Eukaryota; Fungi; Microsporidia; Unikaryonidae
Product: U1 snRNP subunit
Exons: 1
Coding region: 1-714 (237 amino acids)
Biological process (GO): mRNA splice site recognition
Cellular component (GO): U1 snRNP; U2-type prespliceosome
Molecular function (GO): mRNA binding
Source: RefSeq, a predicted model, not a curated record